This is a messenger RNA of Dioscorea cayenensis subsp. rotundata (Guinea yam), 1889 nucleotides long. Its product is annotated as hexokinase-1-like. The transcript has 9 exons. Gene Ontology annotation, molecular function: mannokinase activity; glucokinase activity; ATP binding. Bases 99 to 1595 code for a protein of 498 amino acids. Gene Ontology annotation, biological process: intracellular glucose homeostasis; glucose 6-phosphate metabolic process; glycolytic process. Lineage: Eukaryota; Viridiplantae; Streptophyta; Magnoliopsida; Dioscoreales; Dioscoreaceae. Gene Ontology annotation, cellular component: mitochondrion; cytosol. The record is from RefSeq and is a predicted model, not a curated record.
UUUCUCUCUCUCUUUCUCGCUUUCGCUCUGGCCCUUGCUCUCCGAGAGAACAGGGCGUGGAUCUUGGGCUAGGGCUUUCGAUCAAGGGAUCAAGGGAGAUGGGAAAGGUUGCUGUUGGUGUGGCGGUGGUGGGAGCGGUGGCGGCGGUUGCGGUGGCGACCGUGGUGGUGCGGAGAAGGAUGCGGAGCACUGGGAAGUGGACUAGGGCGGCGGAGAUCGUUCGGGAGCUGGAGGAGCAGUGUGCGACUCCUUUGGGGAGGCUGCGACAGGUGGCUGAUGCCAUGGCUGUGGAGAUGCACGCUGGUCUUGCGUCUGAUGGUGGGAGCAAGCUCAAGAUGCUGAUCAGCUAUGUUGAUAAUCUCCCUACUGGGAACGAGACAGGAUUGUUUUAUGCGCUUGAUCUUGGAGGAACAAACUUCCGUGUUCUUCGUGUUCAGCUUGGUGGAAAGGAUAAGCGUGUCAUUAAGCAAGAAGCAGAGGAGGUGUCCAUUCCUCCGCAUCUCAUGGUUGGAACCUCUGAUGAUCUAUUUGAUUUUAUUGCUGCGGAAUUAGCAAAAUUUGUGGCAUUGGAAGGUGAUAGCUUUCACCUUCCAGUUGACAGGCAGAGAGAGCUGGGCUUUACUUUCUCUUUUCCUGUGAAACAAUCAUCAAUUGCAUCAGGUUCUCUUAUCAAAUGGACAAAGGGCUUUAAAAUCGAUGGCACGGUUGGGGAAGACGUAGUGGCUGAGUUGACAAAGGCCAUGGAAAGACAAAACCUUGAUAUGCGUGUUACAGCUUUGGUCAAUGAUACAAUUGGUACAUUGGCUGGAGGUAGAUACUAUGAUAACGAUGUUGUGGCUGCUGUUAUAUUGGGGACUGGCACAAAUGCAGCAUAUGUUGAGCGCGCACAAGCAAUUCCCAAGUGGCACGGCCUCCUACCUAAGUCGGGAGAUAUGGUUAUUAACAUGGAGUGGGGAAACUUCCGAUCAUCUCAUCUUCCAGUAACAGAAUAUGAUCAAGCAUUAGAUCUUGAGAGUUUGAACCCUGGUGAGCAGAUAUUUGAGAAGCUCAUCUCUGGAAUGUAUUUGGGAGAUAUAUUAAGAAGAAUACUAUUGAAAUUGGCCGGGGAAGCUGCCCUGUUUGGUGAUACUGUACCACCUAAGCUCAAAGAGCAAUUUAUACUUCGAACUCCAGUCAUGUCUACCAUGCACCAUGACACAACUCCGGAUCUUAGAGUCGUGGGUAACAAAUUGAAGGAAAUAUUCGAUAUCAAUAACACCUCUCUGAAGGUAAGAAAAUUGGUUGUGAAGUUAUGCGACAUAAUCACCAAACGCGGUGCGCGCCUGGCUGCAGCUGGAAUCGUCGGAAUCCUGAAGAAGCAGGGUCGCGACACACUGCGAUAUGGCAACAAACAGCGGACAGUGAUUGCCAUGGAUGGGGGCUUGUUUGAACAUUACACUAUAUUCAGCAAGACCCUGGUGAGGACUAUAGAGGAGCUACUCGGAGAAGAGGUAGCAUCCACGGUGUUCAUUGAGCACGCGAAUGAUGGCUCAGGCAUUGGAGCUGCUCUCCUUGCAGCAUCCCAUUCUCAGUACCUCGGGCUUGAAGAGCCCUGAGGGAGAGAGCAUUCAUCUUGUCACCCUGCUUCUCCCCUCAUCAGCUAUUCAAUGCUUAAGCUAAUCCCUGUCCACAAGCUUCUGUCGGGUUUUGAGAAUCGAGUAGUCGCGUAAAUUAUAUAAAUGCAGGUUGGAGUGUUCGUGAUGAUGGCGCUACUACCCUUAGUUUGCCAUGCUUCACCAUUCCUUUCCAGCAGGAGCUGUAAAAGUUAGCUCCUAUAGACACUCUCUCUCAAUUUUGUUGCCAUUCAAUUGCUUUUGCAAGGUUUUAUAUACAUACAUAUAUUGUUUGCU